Molecule: messenger RNA, 441 nt
Organism: Bipolaris sorokiniana ND90Pr
Lineage: Eukaryota; Fungi; Ascomycota; Dothideomycetes; Pleosporales; Pleosporaceae
Exons: 2
Coding region: 1-441 (146 amino acids)
Source: RefSeq, a predicted model, not a curated record
AUGUACAAUGCACUGAAUACAAGGGAGCAGAUGAAACAAGAUCUGGGAAGUAAGAGAAAGAAACUUAGCGCAGCAGUCGAUGAGAUGCACUCUGCCGCGACCGAGGUCACAGCAAAGGUGAAGGAUGAAAUAGCCGCAAAGAAGAAGUCAAUUCUUACCAAUGAAAUUGCCAAUCGUACGCCCGAAGAUGCACUCAAUAUCCUCGAAAAAGAGGCAGACAGCCAAGCAGCAUUCGAAAAUGCCGACGUACAAGCAGAGCUCGACCGCACUGUCUCGGCACUACAAGCCUUGAGCGAUAACUCUUCCAAAGAGAUGCAAGCAAUGCGUACAGAGCAUGAAGUCCUUCACGUCGAACACGAUGCACUGCGAAUCAAAUAUGAGACACUUUGUACUGACAAUGAGAGCCUCCGAACGCGUAAUGAAGGCCUACUCACCGAGUGA